AACCGCUCAGCAUCAGCUGGAAACACUCUGACUUUCCCAGCGUCACACACACACACUUUUACACACAAACAGUACAGUGACAGAGGCUCCUUAAAUAAUCCCACACUCAUCAUUCUGCUGAAUAUCCUUUCCCGUCUGUCAUCAUGAACAGCAAAGAACAGAUCAGUCAUGACGACUACCAGAAGACAGCUGAUUGGCUGAAGUCCCAGACGAAGCACCGCCCCAAGGUGGCGAUCAUCUGCGGGUCGGGCCUGGGGGCGCUCGCUGACACGCUCAAGUGUCAGGACUCCUUUGCCUACUCUGACAUACCGGGCUUCCCCCAGAGCACAGUGCAGGGUCACGCAGGGCGGCUGGUUUUCGGGGAGCUGAAGGGGAAGACAUGUGUGUGCAUGCAGGGCCGCUUCCACAUGUAUGAAGGCCAUUCACUCUGCAAGACGACAUUUCCAGUGCGAGUCUUCAAGCUGUUAGGGGUGGAGACUCUGAUCGUGACAAACGCUGCCGGUUCAUUGGCUGACGACCUCCGACCCGGUGACAUCAUGAUCAUUAAAGACCACAUUAACUUCCCCGGGCUGGUCGGCAUGCACCCGCUGUUCGGACCCAACGACGACAAGUUCGGACCUCGUUUCCCGGCGAUGUCUGGUUGCUAUGACAAAGGUCUGCGCAGCUCAGCGAUGGAGAUCGGGAAGCAGCUGGGCGUGUCCGAGCUCAUGCAGGAGGGCGUGUACGCCAUGGUGGGGGGGCCCAACUUUGAAACCAUCGCUGAGGCCCGGCUGCUGCACCGACUGGGAGUGGACGCUGUCGGUAUGAGUACAGCUCCUGAGGUUGUCGUGGCGAUCCACUGCGGUCUGAAGGUGUUCGGCCUCUCUCUGAUCACCAACAAGGUGGUGAAGAGCUACGAGGACACGGACAGUGUGAACCAUGAGGGGGUGCUGGAGGUGAGCCGGCUGCGCUCUCAGACCGUUCAGCAGCUGGUGACCGAGCUGGUCAGCAGGAUGGAGACCAACAACAACAAUGCUGUCUGAACACACACAUACACACACUGUGUAUAUAUUUGAUUGCUAUAUAAAAUAAAUUGAGCUAUUUCCUAUUUUAUCAACUUGUUAUUUUUUACUUUUGGUGUAAUAAUAACCUUAUUUAUAUCAAGAUGGCGCUUAAUAAUAGUUACCUAUCAGGGUACGUUUAUGUGUAAGUAUUCAUGUAUGAUAUUUAAUGCUAUUCCUAUAAAUUAAUAUAACGAUGACCGAUGUGUCUGAAGGUGCUUUAAUAUAAAAAGACAAAACAUUUCUAAA
Trematomus bernacchii (emerald rockcod) is the source of this 1289-nucleotide messenger RNA. RefSeq names its product purine nucleoside phosphorylase 4a (gene pnp4a). The record is from RefSeq and is a predicted model, not a curated record. The coding region runs from base 144 to 1022 and encodes 292 amino acids. Lineage: Eukaryota; Metazoa; Chordata; Actinopteri; Perciformes; Nototheniidae. Gene Ontology annotation, molecular function: purine-nucleoside phosphorylase activity. Gene Ontology annotation, cellular component: cytoplasm. The transcript is spliced from 7 exons. Gene Ontology annotation, biological process: nucleoside metabolic process.